This is a messenger RNA of Malus domestica (apple), 1847 nucleotides long. Its product is annotated as F-box protein At5g07610-like. The record is from RefSeq and is a predicted model, not a curated record. Lineage: Eukaryota; Viridiplantae; Streptophyta; Magnoliopsida; Rosales; Rosaceae. Gene Ontology annotation, molecular function: protein binding.
AAAAAUAAGAAAUGAAGAUAUUCCGGAUCUGUUAAAAUAUGGACACUCAUUUCAGUCAACGCCCAGCAAACCACACCUAGCUUCCUUCGACCUCCCGAAUCCCCUACCUCUCUCUCUCUCUCUCUCCUUGGCCUAACUUCCCAGGGAUAGAAGAUUUCCGUCCGUUCACCGGUGGCCUGAGAGAUUGUUCAAGGUGAUAUUUUGCAACUCGAGUAAAAGUUCAAGUGGCAUUGCUAUAAAUUUCCCCAACUUUCGCUCCAAUUUAUGUUUCUAAGUGUCGAUCUUACCCCAUCAGAAUUCCUUGGAAGCUUGCUACCAAAAGUAAAUAUAUAGCUGCAGCAGAAUAGUAUAUCACCGAGUGACCAUCAGAGUUGAUCACGAUGAUAUGCAUUGAAGAUCUUCCUGACCCUUUAUUGGUUGAAAUCCUUUGUCGAAUUCCUUGCAGUAAAGUUGUCUUUCAGUGCAAAAGUGUGUCGAAGCGUUGGUUACGUCUCAUCUCCGAUCCUUCUUUUCUUCGCCGUUUUCUAUGUGUCCAACGCGUUCAACAGAAGCCCAUCCUAAGUACUCUAGUUAUAUUGGCCUUUAGCGACGUGGAGGGGCACAAAACUGAAGUCUUUACAACGUCCAAACAUCCGCUGUUCCAAUCAAGCAAUCUCUCUCUAAGUUUCCUUCCGUGUUUUGGCGAUAAAGAAGACCGUGAACCAGUUGUGGUAGCUACUUAUAAUGACUUGAUUUUGUGCUGCGCGACGAAUAGGCUUGGAGGUGAUUACUACAUUUGCAAUCCUUACACCAAGCAAUGGGUUGCUCUUCCGCCCGCCCCUCAAGUCCACAAUGGUGAAGUUGCACCAUUGGGAGUGGGAUUCAUGUGUGAUCCAUACUACAAUUCCUCUUCUCGAGAAGACGGUAGCAGUACAAGUUUUGAUAUCAUCCAGCUUAAUACUGAGUAUAGGUGGACGAUUGUGCGAAUGGUUCGGAAUUCAUCAGAUGCUGGCUACCAUGUGGAGAUGAUCUCUACUGAGACUAGAGGUGAAUGGAGAGAGUUGGCUCUGUUAUGCAGCCCACAACAGUUAAAACACUUGCAAAGUAUUCAUACUGAUGUUGAAGGUUUCAUUUCCUAUUCAGCCGUUGCUCACAAUGGAAAGUUUUAUUGGUUGCCUACUACUUCUGAAUGUACUUUUGAGUUGGACCCAUUCAUUACUGAUAGUAGUGGUGAUAAUGUUGCUAAAUGUCGUUUCAUCGACGAGCCGGACGCUUUUUUUAUUAGCGCAAGUAACUGGCAUCUAGGUGUGUGCAAAGGGUGUCUGCGGAUGUGCAAGGUGGGAUUAGGUGCUGAUGAUCCCUUCAGUGUUUGGGAGCUGAAAUUGCAAGAGGCGCCCGAGGGAGAUUGGGAAUUUGAAUGGUUAGCCGAUAGAAUAACCCAGCCUUUCGAUGAUAUUCCUUUGUUCUCUGAACAGGAAGACAGAAGCGGCACGGUUGAGAUGCUAAGUUUCCACCCGAAUAAUCAAGAUAUCGUGUAUUUCAGAUUUGAUCAACACAUUGUCACGGGCAACUUUCGCGAAGGAAAGUUAGAGUUAGAGAAAGCUGCAAAGACUCCGUUUGAUAUCGGUUCUUGGAGAGAGGUCUACACAUUUGCGCUCCCAUGGUGGCCGACGCCAGUUCCUAAACUCUAGGAACUAGUCCUUUUUGUUACUUUUCGUUGUUUGCUAGCCUGUGGCGUGUGUACCUCUCAUUUCAUUUCAUGUUGUUUCUUAUAUCAUGUUAAACUCGGUGUUCUUGUAUUUCUCAUUUACGUUUUGAACUGCAUCUCAUGCAUUUCCUAAUCAAAAAUUUUAAUUUCCCAAACCAAA